Paramecium primaurelia is the source of this 1086-nucleotide messenger RNA. NCBI's taxonomy places the organism in Eukaryota, Ciliophora, Oligohymenophorea, Peniculida, Parameciidae. The record is from the annotation of a GenBank genome assembly.
AUGAAUUGCUUAACACAUAGUGGUGUUUUUAAAUCAUUAUGGACUCGUCCAUUCUUUAGAGCAGGCAAUUUGUAUACUUGGGGUGUUCACAGUUUAGGAUGUGGAAUCAAUCAAGAUUCUUAAGGGGAUCAAUUGAGACCAAGGAGAAUUGAUGCUUUCAAUGGAAAUGUUUAAAAAGUAUAUCCAAGUGAAUACUUUACAGCUGUGAUAACAGGUAUUGAUAUAUAAAUAAAUGAUAAGAUAAUGGUGAUUUGUAUACAUUUGGUAAUAAUAAUUAUGGAUAAUUGGGAUUGGGUAAUACUGAAUAAUAAUAAACACCAUAACUUGUGAAAUAUUUUAGAGAUAAGGGAUUAAAGGUUGUAGAUGUUGCAUUAGGAUCAAACCAUGGAGUAGCAUUAGCUUGUAAUAAAUAUAAUUAAUAUGACAGCUGAUGGAAAUAUUUAUACAUGGGGAAGUGCAAAUAAUUCAGUUUUAGAUUAAUUGUUAUGCAAACCUAAUGGAUUAGGUGAUAAUUACACUAAUAAUCUUCUUUAACCAUAAAUUGUAUAGAAAUUGGUUGGAACACCAAAAGGUAAAUUUGUGAGUGCUGGGAUUAACUACUCAAUUAUGGUAAAUGAAAACAAUUAAGUUUAUGUAUGGGGAGCUGGAAAAAGAGGAGAACUUGGUAAUGGAUGCAGUUUGAAUUUCAAAUAUCCUGAAUUGAAUCCUAUUUUUGAAUAAUUAACUAAAUCUGGUUAUACAAUCUAAAAGAUAAAGUCAUGUUUUGCUGGAACUUUGGCAUUAUUAAGUAAGUACAUAUUAUUAAUAAUUAUUUUUAGAUGAAGGAAUUGUAGUUGGAUGGGGAAGAAGUUAUUAUGGUUCUUUAGGUGUCAGAUAAUAAGAAUAUGUUGUUACAGAUUUAGUAUUAAUUNUAAAUAUUAGUAAUAGUUAGAGAAUUUAAUCAAAAACAUUUUAUUUUAAUCAUAUAAACAUAAUAUUUUAGUAGAUAAUCUUGAUAUUUCAAUUUUAAUCUCUUUUUAUUUGAAACAUAUAAAUGUUGUGAAUUAAGUUUUUUUUAAAGUAUAGGGAUUUUCUAAUAGAAAAUGA